UGUUAACUUGUCACACUGCAAGUCACCAGUCGAAAAGAUGAGUUCUUUUUCACACAUGCUUGCAACCCUUGUGGCGGUGAUAUCCUGCAUCAGCGCCCAGGAUACUGAAUACGCCGACAAGCGGUACCUCAAGGCAUACUUCGACACAGACCCCGACGGCCCCUACCUCGAGUUCGACAGCUACUCCUCUGACCUCAUCGUCGAGGGCGUGGACAACAUCAUCAAGCGCGUCUGCAUGACGGGAGAUUGGCUGCUCUACGAGGGCUCUUCUUACUUCGGUUCGAGUUAUUUCUAUCCCGGCGCGAUCGACAGCUGUCACAAUUUGCCCUCCGUGGCAUCAGUUUCAUCUCUGCGGUACGCUGGCAGCCCAAUCGGUUUGGACGACAUCUAUUUCAACCUUUACACGGGGGCCUAUUACACGGGGGCUGAAAUGACGGGCAACGCUGACCUCGGGAACUUGGGCUCAUUUGACCUAGCGAUAUCAUCCUUGGUUAUAUCUGGACAAUCACCGUGGACUUUCUUCACAGGAACUCAGUUCGACGGCGUGGCCAUUUGCGUGCGCCCCACUUUCUUAACCGAUAACAACGGUGUCUCCUACCAUCAUGCGUACGUGAAUUUGGUGGCAGAUCUGGGCAUCCCGGACAAUUCGAUCAGGUCGGUGGCCAGGGGAUGCAAAUCCGGCAACGUCUACAGAGGUAAACCUCGCAACGUGCAGCACGCUGAGGAUCUCCAACCCAUGGAGCACGUGGGGGAUCUCCAACACGUGGAGCACGUGGGGGAUCUCCAACACAUGGAGCACGUGGGGGAUCUCCAACACGUGGAGCACGUAAAGGAUCUCCAACACACGGAGCACAUGGGAGAUCUUAAGCCCUUGACGCCUGGAAACUGACUCCAUCGCGUGGAACACGUACAGAACCUAAAGAACGUGGCAAAUGGGACCGACUGAUGCAUUUAGGAUUCGACUUUAUAUACAAGAAGUAGGCUACAUGUAUCAAACGCUUAUGUUAGUUGUACAGCGGAACAGUUAUAGCUUGCCCAAGUAAAAACACUCCAAUCAAUCGACAUAAUAUACUGUGCUAUGUAAUUUUAUACUCCAUGGCUAGUCUCCAUGGAAAUUUGGAAGAACAAUAAGUCUACAGUGAAAUUGUAGCCGGAAAUUAUGAUAAAUAUUUCUUUCGUCGAUCAGCCUAAAUUAUGAACAUUUCCGCUAAUCUCAAUCCAUAUUGUAUCACGUAGAAUAUUGUAUCCUCUUAUUCCGAGAAUUGUUCUUCGUUCUUUGAUGAUAAAGUAUAAUGCAUACUUGAAAAUUUGAAAUGCUACAAUUUUCUCUACAUAAAAACCCAUCACAGGUAAAUAUUUUUCAAAUGAUUGCAUAAACUCUUGCAUUCUUUUGUAUCGAUAUGUUUCAAUGAUAGGAUGCCUAUUUGUUCGCAAUCUUUUGAGUCAUGCUCUCUUCAUUCGCAGA
Messenger RNA from Hyalella azteca, 1465 nucleotides. RefSeq lists its product as uncharacterized. The record is from RefSeq and is a predicted model, not a curated record. Bases 38 to 889 code for a protein of 283 amino acids. NCBI's taxonomy places the organism in Eukaryota, Metazoa, Arthropoda, Malacostraca, Amphipoda, Hyalellidae. The transcript has 6 exons.